Amborella trichopoda is the source of this 3240-nucleotide messenger RNA. The record is from RefSeq and is a predicted model, not a curated record. NCBI's taxonomy places the organism in Eukaryota, Viridiplantae, Streptophyta, Magnoliopsida, Amborellales, Amborellaceae.
CUUUCUCUGCAAUCAAACGCUGCCUCUGUCUUCUCUCUCUCUCUGACAUUCCUGUCGCGCUUUCUCGCUCUAGGGUUUCGUGCCCCCUAAAAGUCUCUCUAAAAACAUGCACCUCUCUCUCCUCUCUCUAGACUCGUGUCGUAUUCUCUCUCUAAAUUGGGCCUUCAUUCUCUCUCUAAUCUCUGUCUCUCUCUAAGGUCUAAAACUCAUCCCCCUUUCCCUUUCCACAUGCAUCUCAUUCUUCCCUUCCCUUCCUCUCUCUCUCUAAAAGGAAACGUUCAUGUCUAUCUCUCACUUUCUCUCUCUAGAGGACACGCUCAUCUUGGUCUCCGGAGUUCUCUCUCUUCCUGUAAUCUCGAAAAUAUCUAAAAUUUAUUUGUUUUGGUCUUAACCCAAUGGAGCCGAGGCAGGGCGGUAUAUUCAGUGUACUAGGUAAAGCUGUUGUGCCUACUUUCUACCGCUUGAUCGUACGGACUUUUAGGGUUUUCAGGGGGCCUUUCGCUGGUAGAACUGUGUAUUUCUGGUGCGGUGGGUAGUUUGGCUUCGGUUCUUCUAGCUUGAGCUUGAUUCAGUGGAGGACGAUGGAAUUUGAGACUGGUUCUGGUUCAUUUUAAGGGGUAAAUGGUUGAUCUCGCUCAAGCUUGUUCUUUUUCAUGGUUCUGUAGGAGUUUUAGGUUCUCAGCGAUUCCGAGAUUUCGCAGAGAAAAGAGAUUAUUAGCUCAGAUAUGUAUAAUUUUUGCCAAAACUUGAAAGUGCAGAGUGUUCCUUAUUUAAGAUCUAAAAUGUGUGAUGUAUGGAAUGCUAGUGGUUUUUGUUGGGUUUAAAGCAGUGUUUUAUGGAGAAAACAUUAAGUCCUUCAGUGAGUAACCGAUUAUUUAGGUUUUCUCAUGGCAUUGUACACAGUUCAGCCAGGGUUUUUCGUUGUGAAUCAUAUCACGUACUGUGAACCAAGUAUAUUGCUUCUCUGUGAAUAUUUCAGAAAUGAUCAGGCAUUUACGGUCUUUUGCACUUGUAGGGCUCUAAGCUGAAUUUGAUCUCUGUAAAUUUGUGGAAACAAGUUGUCCUUCCUCUAAAGGGACUCUUUUCAGGGAUUUCAGUGCUAUCUAGCAUGAGGUCUAGUAUUUUGGUUGGAAAAUAAGACACAUCUGAGCAGAAGUUUGAUUUGUGAUAAAAUAUAAGUUGGAGAAGAGAUGAACUUCAGGCAUUUGGAGGUGAUGCAAUUCUAAGCUUUUUAUUCCAUUGUUGUGGAGAAGUAGAUAAUUGUAGAAAGAACAUUGUUUCUUUGCCAGAACAUUGAAUGGAUGCAAAAAGUUUUAAGCUGAGAUCUGGCAUUUUUCUUUCAGAUUUUUGUAAUGUACUUCUCUCUUCAUAAAUUUUGAAAUUUGUUUUUUAUCUAGUAGGAAGUUUCUCUUUGGUGCUAAAGUGAUUUCUGGUUCUAGAUUCAGGGAAGUGAAUUCAUACUAUCUCCAUUGCUGCUAUCUUUUUCAGGAGGAGCGUUUCUUGUGACCAGUUGGGUUUAAGGUUUUACCAGACCCUAGUUACUACUUUUAGGGUUACAGUUGGCAAGACGAAUCAUCACUAAAAUUUAUUUUUGUUGAAGUUACUAAUUUAUCUGGUUAAGCUCUUCUAUUUUUAGCAGAAGUAACUUUAACCAGCAAAUUGGAAAGAUGGACUUUUUUAAUGUGAAAAGAUUCACAAAAAGGGAUCCAAAACUGGGUUUGGUCAAUGACCUAGAACAUAAAACUGUGGAGAAGGAAUCUUCUUAUGCAAAUGGAGAUUUGCAGAAGCCUGUUGAGAAGGAAGCCACUGAUGUGAAGGAUGAAGCAACGGGAGAAAUAGAGGACGAUGAUGAUGAUUUUAUUAUGAGUGAGAUGAAGAGGAGACUUAAAGAGCUUAGGAAGAAUAGUUUCAUGGUGUUAAUACCUGAAGAAUCAUAUCCAGAGGAGACGAGCUCAAGUGAAUGGAAGGAUUCAGAAGAAACAGAGGACGGCUCUUGUGAUGGGCUUGAGAUCCCAUAUGAGAAGUACGCUGAGAAGAUGUUGUUCUUUGAUCGGUUAAGUGCUCAGCUGAUACAAGAAUCAGAUUACGUGGAUUCUUCAAGUGCUUUGCGAAGGACACCGUCUAAGAAAUUAUCAUGGUCACUUCGUCGGAACUCUUGGGGUAAAAAAGAACUUGAGGAGGAAGCUGAGAACCUGCAGCAGAACCAAGAUAAACCUCUUCAGAGUCUUGAAAUUGUAUACAUUUCGCAGUUAUGUUUAACAUGGGAGGUGCUUCACUUUCAGUACAAGCAGAUAUGCGGUAAACUUGAAUCUGAAUCUGAACCUGAACCUGAAAGUCCGAUUUGCUAUAGCCAUGUAGCUCAGCAACAUCAGCAAUUCCAGGUCUUAUUACAGAGAUUCUUGGAAAAUGAGCCUUUUGAGAAAGGCUCACGGCCUGAGAUAUAUGCCCACACAAAGAAAUCGUUCCCCAAGCUAUUGCAUGUUCCAAAUUUAAAUGAUCGCAGAGAAAUCGAUCAUGAACCAGACUCUUCAUUAAUUGCCACCAAUCUGAUUAAGUUGAUUGAGACUUCAAUUCUGAUCUUCCGCAAUUUCCUCAUGUUAGACGAGCAAAAAUCUACCUCAGUUCUCAAUAUGAUUACAAGUCAUAACCAUGUAACUGGCUUUGUGCAACCAAUCAAAGCUGCUCUUGACAAGAAGGGGAUGAAAUUGAAGGAACUAUGUAAUAAAAAGAAAGGUUUUAAGAAGAAAUCGUGGCCUUCUACAAGUGAAGAUAGUGAGCUUUUGCUGGCCCUGAUUGAUAUCAAAGUGGUGGCCAGGGUGUUGAGGACGGAGGGGAUAACCAAAGAGCAGUUGAACUGGUGCGAGGAGAAGAUUAAGAAGCUUGAUUUGUCCACAGCUAAACUACAGAGGGACUCUUCUCCUCUCCUAUUCCCAUGUUGAGUUAUAGUUCAACAACACUCUUAUUAGUAAGCGGGCAGGAAUAUUAUUCCCUUUUGCUUUUUCCAUAAGUAGGUAUUAUGGUUUUUCGUUUCUAUAGAUUUAUGGAUAUAUGUACACUGUGAAGAGGUAGAUAGAGGUCUUUGUUAGAUUUGUUUCCCUGUCAUUUACCUAAUAGUGGCCUCCUUUGGUGUUGAAUCUAGAAAAGCAUGGAACCGCAGAAAGGAAUUUUGUGAAUCGAACUUCAAUGUUGUUGAUUUUCCCCAUGAUUACAAUGUAAUAGAGAUUAGACUCUCUCACUCUU